CUAGUACCCGCAGACGAUUGCCACCGGUGGUCCGAUACACAGACACCGGUGGUCCGGUGGGCGAUCGUGUGCUUGCAGACGUCGUCGAGACGGAGUCUAGAGUUGCCGGAUGGCCACUGGUGGAUGUGCUAUAUAUCGCGGCUCUAUCAACAAACUCGAUAACUGUCUAGCUCCAACCCAAUCCAAAUCUUCACCACAGCGAAAAUGUUCGGCAGCCCCAGCUUCACCGCCGCAGAUAUCCCCGACCAGACGGGGCGCGUGAUCUUCGUCACGGGCGGCAAUACAGGACUCGGAAAGGAAUCCAUCACGCAGCUCGCAAAGAAGAAUGCAAAGCUGUACAUGGCGUCGCGCACGGAGUCGAAAGCUCUCGCCGCGAUCGAAGACAUCAAGAAGCUCGUUCCCUCGGCCGACAUCCACUACGUCCCACUGGACCUGACCUCGUUCGCGUCUAUCCGCGCCUGCGCCAGCACCUUCAUCGCGCUCGAGCCGCGGCUGCACGUGCUCCUGAACAACGCCGGGGUGAUGGCGAUGCCGUACAGCGAGACGACGGAGGGCUACGAGAUCCAAUUCGGCACGAACCACGUGGGACACUUCCUGCUCACGUCGCUGCUGCUGCCCGCGCUCGAAGCCGCCGCCGAUGCGCCCGAUGCCCCCGCCGGCUCCGUCCGCAUCGUCAACCUCUCCAGCUUUGGCCACAACUUCGCAUACAGGGGCAUUAAGCUCGAUGACCUCCAGAACCACCUCAAGAAUGCAAACACCGGAGAGCGAUACGGCGUCAGCAAGCUGGCGAAUAUCCUGCACGCGCGGGAGCUGGCUAGGCGGUAUCCCAAGAUCACUAGUGUAUCCCUCCACCCGGGCAUCAUCAUGAGCGAUCUCUACAACGCCGCGGUCGGCAGCAAUCCUAUCAUGAAGAUGUGGUUCAACACCAUGAGUCUCGUGUGCACGAGCGUUCCCGACGGUACCCUGAACCAGCUGUUCUGUGCAACCGGACCAGUGAAGCCAGAGGAUAGCGGGCAUUAUUAUGUUCCGGUCGGGAUCAAAGAUGAUGACGCGUGGUACACGAGCCGCCCGUCGAAGCUUGCAAGCGAUGAUGCAUUAGCGUCGAGGCUGUGGGAGUGGAGUGAGGAGCAGGUGCGGAAGCAUGCGCCGAUAUCAUCGUGAGCACAGGGGAUCAUUAGAUAGAGGUUCCUAAGUACAUAUGGAGGCGGAUGAUGGCGAUUGCUUGAGCGGAUACUUGUGUUCCGUUGAAUCGAGCGAAUGUACGAAUUGAUAGUACGAAUUGACUCGAUCGCGCAAGUCUAUCAGUACAGUCGCGCGCACUUGCAAUCACUCGUGACAU
Messenger RNA from Tricharina praecox, 1339 nucleotides. Its product is annotated as oxidoreductase. NCBI's taxonomy places the organism in Eukaryota, Fungi, Ascomycota, Pezizomycetes, Pezizales, Pyronemataceae. The coding region runs from base 205 to 1161 and encodes 318 amino acids. The transcript has 2 exons. The record is from RefSeq and is a predicted model, not a curated record.